This is a messenger RNA of Salvia miltiorrhiza (redroot sage), 3607 nucleotides long. RefSeq lists its product as uncharacterized. Gene Ontology annotation, biological process: DNA integration. The transcript has 4 exons. Gene Ontology annotation, molecular function: nucleic acid binding. NCBI's taxonomy places the organism in Eukaryota, Viridiplantae, Streptophyta, Magnoliopsida, Lamiales, Lamiaceae. Bases 1 to 3462 code for a protein of 1153 amino acids. The record is from RefSeq and is a predicted model, not a curated record.
AUGACAAGAACGGAUGAGAAGUUAGAGGCUCAAGCCAAGCAAUUGAAAAUGCUUGAGAUACAAGUGGGACAAAUUGCCGAGUCUAUAAACAAUCAACACCAACAAGGGCAAUUCCCAAGCAACACAAUCGUGAAUCCCAAGGAGCAUUGCAAAGCCAUUGCUCUAAGGAGUGGGACAACAUAUGAAGAGCCCAAGAUGCCCGACGAAGAAGAUAGAAGUGGUGUUGUGGUUGAAGUUGGAGAUGGCAACCCUUCAAAGGAACAAGGAGAUAGAGGAAAGAAGAAGGAGGUGCACAUCAACAUUCCACUUAUUGAAGCUUUGAAACAAAUGCCCUCCUAUGCAAAGUUCCUAAAGGAGGUCAUAUCAAACAAGAGGAAGAUGGGAGAGAAUGAGACGGUCAAUCUAACCGAAGAAUGUAGUGCCGUUCUCCAAAGAAAAAUCCCCACCAAGAUCAAGGACCCCGGGAGCUUCACAAUCCCUUGUGAUAUUGGGAAUGAUCGUUUUGGGAAAGCUUUGUGUGAUUUGGGAGCAAGUAUAAAUUUGAUGCCGCUCUCAAUCUUCAACAAGCUAGAGAUUGGCACCAUCAAGCCAACCACAAUUGCCCUUCAAAUGGCGGAUCGUUCCGUUUCUUAUCCAAAGGGGAUAGUAGAAGAUGUCCUCGUGAAAGUCAACAAUUUCAUCUUCCCGGUGGACUUUGUUGUUUUGGACAUGGUGGAAGACAAAGAUGUACCUUUAAUUCUUGGGCGCCCCUUCUUGGCAACGGGGAGAGCCCUCAUUGAUGUUGCUAAGGGCGAACUCACCCUUAGAGUGAAUGAAGAGAGCUUCACAUUUUCAAUCCACAAGGCUCUCAAGUACAAGGAGGAAGAAGAAGAGAGGGUCGGUGAAUGCAAGAUGAUGCAAGUGAUAGAGUCUUGCAUCAACAUGGAGGAGUACCACAUCUACAACAAUCCAAUGGACACUUGCCUCCUAAACCCUCUAUUCUCUUUUGUUGAUAAUGAUGAGUUUAAUGCUUCUAACUUAUUUAUUGAGGCUAAUGAAAUGAACUUUGUGCAGAAAAUUUCACAAGGAGAGGCAUGUUUCUUGGACUUGAGAAAUGGAGAGUCGAAAGAUGAAGGAGUGGAGAAGAAGACUCCCAGCUUGGAGUUAAAACCUCUCCCCGAACACUUGAAAUACGCCUUCCUUGGUGAGGAUGAGGCGUAUCCGGUAAUUGUAUCAUCCUACCUUUCUCCUCAUGAGCUUGAUCAAUUGCUAAAUGUUUUGAGGAAGUAUAGGUCCGCUAUAGGAUGGUCAAUUUCCGAUUUAAAAGGGAUUAGCCCAUCCAUUUGCAUGCAUAGAAUUUUGAUGGAAGAUGAUUUUAAACCUAGGAGGCAAGGCCAAAGACGGUUAAACCCUAUUAUGCAAGAAGUAGUAAGAAAAGAAGUUCUCAAAUUGCUUGAUGCGGGAAUUAUUUUUGCUAUUUCGGAUAGUGAGUGGGUUAGUCCCACUCAAGUUGUUGCUAAAAAGGGGGGGAUAACCGUUAUAAAAGAUGAGCAUAAUGAGCUAAUUGCAACUAGGUGUGAGGAAACUAACCUUGUAUUGAAUUGGGAAAAAUGUCAUUUUAUGGUUAGGGAUGGAAUUGUGCUUGGACACAAGGUCUCCAAAGCCGGAUUGGAGGUGGAUCGAGCAAAGAUAGUGGCCAUUGAGAAGCUUCCACCACCAUCCAAUGAGAAAGCCGUGAGAAGCUUCCUUGGACAUGCCGGGUUUUAUCGAAGAUUCAUCCAAAAUUUCUCAAAGAUCACCAAACCCUUAUGUCACCUUCUUGAAAAAGAUGCAAAGUUCAACUUUGAUGAAGAUUGUUUGGUGGCCUUUGAGAAACUCAAAAAGGCUUUAGUGAGUGCUCCCAUCUUGAUCACACCGGAUUGGUCACAACCGUUUGAGCUCAUGUGUGACGCAAGCGACAUCGCCGUCGGGGCCGUGUUGGGGCAAAAGAAAGACAAGCUAUUUAGAGUCAUCUACUACGCUAGUAGGACUCUAGAUAAGGCUCAAUCAAACUACACCGUCACUGAAAAGGAACUUUUGGCGGUUGUGUAUGCCUUCGACAAAUUCCGCUCCUACCUCAUUGGCACAAAAUCUAUUGUUCACACCGACCAUGCGGCCAUCCGUUAUUUAUUUGAGAAGAAAGAUGCCAAGCCGAGGUUGAUAAGGUGGAUCCUCCUCCUUCAAGAGUUUAAUAUUGAAAUCCGAGAUAGGAGAGGAUGUGAAAAUGUUGUGGCGGAUCACCUUUCAAGACUUGAGAAUCCCGUGGAAGGGGAAAAUGCCGAUGUGCCCAUCAAUGAGAAUUUUCCCGAUGAGCAAAUCUUGCAAGUCAAGACCCACACCCCAUGGUAUGCGGACUACGUCAACUAUCUUGCAUCCGGCAUUCAUCCACCACCCGAGUUGAAUCGUUACCAAAGAAAAAAAUUCUUUCAUGAUGUGAAAUUCUUCUUAUGGGAUGAGCCGUUCUUGUAUCGACGAUGUGCCGACACCAUCAUCCGGCAGUGUGUACCCGAAGAGGAAUGGGGAGCUAUUAUGAGGGAGUGUCAUUCUUCUCCUAGUGGAGGGCACUUUGGCACCAACCGAACCGCUUUUAAGGUGCUUCAAAGUGGCUUCUAUUGGCCAACUAUUUUCAAGGAUUGCCACUCAUUUAUUUUGAGUUGUGAUCAAUGCCAAAGAAUGGGAGGAAUAUCAAAGAAGCACGAGAUGCCCCUUAACAAUGUGAUUGAAGUUGAGCUCUUUGACGUAUGGGGAUCCCACUUUUGCAACAAGUGGAUGGAAGGACUUCUCAAAAAGUACGGGGUGAAGCAUAGAGUGACAACGGCUUAUCAUCCCCAAGCCAAUGGUCAAACCGAGUUGGCAAACCGGGAGAUUAAACAAGUGCUUGAGAAGACGGUGAAUGGGAGCCGGAAGGAUUGGUCUCUCUUGCUUGAUGACGCACUUUGGGCAUAUCGAACGGCGUACAAGACACCGCUUGGCAUGUCACCAUACCAACUUGUAUACGGGAAGUCAUGUCAUCUCCCCGUAGAGUUAGAGCACAGGGCAUAUUGGGCGGUCAAGAAGCUCAAUUUUGAUUUCAAGAAGGCUGGCCAAGCUAGAGUCUUUCAACUCAAUGAGUUGGAUGAAUUUCGAAGUGAGGCAUUUGCAAGCUCAAGCCUCUACAAAGAGAGGACCAAGAAGUUUCAUGAUAGGAUGAUCCACAAACGGGAAUUUGCACCCGGGGAUGAGGUCCUUCUCUUCAAUUCCCGCCUUUCACUCUUUCCGGGAAAGCUCAAGUCCAAAUGGUCGGGCCCAUUCCUCAUCAACAAGGUCUCCCCCAAUGGAGCUAUUGAAUUGAAGGGCAACGAUGGACGCACUUUUGUGGUGAAUGGCCAACGCAUUAAGGCAUACUUUCGAGCCGAGCCACGAGAGAAAGUGUCCGUCAUCAUUCUCGCCGAACCAAAGACAUGACACCAUCAUGAAGACGUCGAGCUCACGACGUUAAACUAAGCGCUAGUUGGGAGGCACCCCAACAAGGUAUCUUUAAUUUUUGCAAGUUCAAUAAACACACAUAUACAUAGGUAUUAUAUAUUCAUCUAUGUAUAUAUUUUUUAUA